AACUUCUAUCCAUUUUAUCACAACUCCAAUUCCAAAUAAUGGAUCUUUUUAAGCUCUCCCUCUUCCUCUUCUAUGUCUCGAGCUUUGCGAUGCUUCCUUUAUUUCUCGCUCAAGAUUCUCCUCAAGACUAUGUCAAUGCUCACAAUGCAGCCCGUGCCCUUGUUGGCAUUGGGCCGGUCAAGUGGGACGAAAGGAUAGCUAGAUUUGCUCGACAAUAUGCCAACCAACGUAAACAUAAUUGUAAGUUGGUGCACUCUGGCGGACCAUAUGGAGAAAAUCUUGCAUGGAGUAGCUACAACUUAUCAGGCAUUGCUGCAGUUUGGAUGUGGGUCACCAAGAGGCAAUAUUACAAUCCUCGCACCAAUACUUGUGCGGCUGGCAAGGUGUGUGGCCAUUAUACUCAAGUGGUGUGGAGAAAGUCAGUGAGAAUUGGAUGUGCCAAAGUGAAAUGCACAAACAAUCGUGGUACGUUCAUCACUUGCAACUAUGAUCCACCGGGCAAUGUUAGAGGUCAAAGGCCAUUCUGA
This is a messenger RNA of Cucurbita pepo subsp. pepo (vegetable marrow), 527 nucleotides long. NCBI's taxonomy places the organism in Eukaryota, Viridiplantae, Streptophyta, Magnoliopsida, Cucurbitales, Cucurbitaceae. The record is from RefSeq and is a predicted model, not a curated record.